Paracoccidioides lutzii Pb01 is the source of this 2262-nucleotide messenger RNA. RefSeq lists its product as hypothetical. Gene Ontology annotation, molecular function: protein binding. The record is from RefSeq and is a predicted model, not a curated record. The transcript has 6 exons. Gene Ontology annotation, biological process: regulation of actin filament polymerization. Bases 1 to 2262 code for a protein of 753 amino acids.
AUGGCGGAUGUGGAUUCUUCUGUGCAGUUUGGGUCUGAAUUGAAGGACGCUUUCAAACCCAUCAAUGCUUGGGUCUCGAACGGAAUUGGAUGGCUGGAUGAGAUCCAGCAGUUCUACCGUGAACGAAGUGCAAUCGAGAAGGAAUAUGCCACGAAACUUACAGCAUUAUGUCGGAAAUACCAUGAGCGCAAGGCAAAGAAGUCGAGUAGCCUGAGCGUUGGGGAUACCCCAACACUAACACCCGGUUCCCUAGAAUGUGCGUCAUUGACUACCUGGUCUACUCAGCUCACGGCUAUUGAGGCGGAGGCUGCAGAACGAGAUCGUUUUGGCUCAGAUUUGGUCUAUCAAGUCGCAGAGCCCCUCAAACAGGCUGCAGCACGGUUCGAAGAGCUCCGAAGAAAUCAUGCUGAGUAUGCUAGCAAGCUGGAGAAGGAACAAGAAGCCACCUAUAGUGAUUUGAAGAAGGUAAAAGGUAGAUAUGAUGGGACUUGCCAAGAAGUAGAAAACCGACGGAAGAAGACUGAAUCUGCAUUCGAUCACGGAAAACAUAAGGCGCAGGUUGCAUACCAACAGCAGAUUCUUGAAAUGAAUAACGUGAAGAACACCUAUUUGAUUUCUAUAAACGUAACCAACAAACUGAAAGAGAAAUACUAUUAUGAGUAUGUCCCGGAAUUGCUUAAUGGAUUACAAGAUCUCAAUGAAACCAGGGUUGCGAAAUUAAAUUCGAUUUGGCUGCUGGCUGCCCAGCUGGAAAAAUCGACACUGGCAAAGUCUGAGGAGCAUAUUUCCCAUCUCAUUUCUGAAAUCCCGCGGAAUGAACCCAGACUCGAUUCUACGAUGUUCGUUCGGCACAACAUGUCAAACUGGCAGGAUCCUGCCGAUAUACAAUUUGAACCAAGCCCUAUAUGGCAUGACGAUGCUACCAUGGUCACAGACGAGACGGCGAAGAUCUUUCUUCAAAACAUACUUACAAGAAGCAAAGCUCAGGCGAAAGAACUAAAGGUGGAGGCAGAUAAGAAGAGGAGAGAGGUCGAAAAGGCAAAAAGGAUACGGCAGAGCGUCCGUGACGGUAAGGAUAAGAGAGAUGAAGCAGAAGUUGUUCGGUCCAUAUUUGCCAUGCAAGAGGACCUUCACCUUUUGGACCGCAAACGAUUGACAGCAGAGGUUGAAACUUCAACUAUCACAUCCGUUGUCGGUGAUUUAUCCUUUGGAGCAAGGAGCCAUAAUUUUCGAUCACAAACAUUUAAAAUUCCCACAAAUUGUGAUCUAUGUGGUGAGAGGAUCUGGGGCUUAUCCGCUAAGGGGUUCGACUGUCGAGAUUGUGGCUACACUUGUCAUAGUAAAUGUGAAAUGAAAGUGCCAGCAGAAUGUCCGGGUGAACAGAAUAAAGAGGAGAAAAAGAAGCUGAAGAUUGAACGACAAGAAGCUGCUGGCUCAGGAACUGCAAUUGAUCUCCCGAUGUCGCCAAAUGGAGCUUCUGAACCACCAGCAUUGAGCCGCAGAGAUACCAUGAACUCUUUAAGCUCGGGAUAUGCUGCCAGCACGGCCCGCUCGACAUCUGUUGUCUUAAACCCGCAAACAACUGAAGCAGGAGCGGUAGAGGUUCCUGAAUCUCUUCCGGCUGCUACCAAAUCCGCGACAAAACCCUCUAUAGGAGCCCGGAGGAACAGGAUUGUUGCUCCUCCUCCAGCACAGUAUGUCAGUGCGCCUCCUCCACCAUCUGAAGAAGCAGAGUCUGGUGGCCGGGCUGGCUUUUCUCCAAAGUCGAACGAACCAAGAGGAAAAAUGUUAUAUCCGUACGACGCCAACGGUGAGGACGAAAUUACAGUUGGGGAAGGCCGGGAGGUUAUUAUUGUUGAGCCAGAUGACGGAUCCGGCUGGAUGCGUGUACGUGCAGGAACUCGUUCCGGCCUCGUUCCUGCCUCCUACGUGGAAACUAUGUCAACCCCGUAUUCCUCCGUAUCAACUAGCCCCAACCUCCCCAAGCGCCCGGGAUCUGCGUACUCUACCUCCAGCGCCUCACUAGCGGGCAGUGCUGGGGGCAAACGUCGCGGCCCAGCCGUGACACCUAAGCGUGGAGCUAAAAAGUUACAAUAUGUGGUUGCCCUAUAUGCCUACGAAGCGCGCAGUGAUGCAGAAUGGAGUAUGGAGGAGGGGGAUAGAUUCGUGCUUGUGAAUCGAGAUAGUGGGAAUGGGUGGUCUGAUGUUGAGAAGGGGGGACAGACGAAGAGUGUACCUGCGAAUUAUAUUGAGGAGGUGUAG